Petromyzon marinus (sea lamprey) is the source of this 5387-nucleotide messenger RNA. The record is from RefSeq and is a predicted model, not a curated record. Lineage: Eukaryota; Metazoa; Chordata; Hyperoartia; Petromyzontiformes; Petromyzontidae.
UUCGAGCCGAUACACGACGUCAUACCACCGUCCCCAGCUGAAACCUCCCCCCGGCCGCGCACGCCUCCAUCCCGAGCGUGACGUCACCCAGCCAUCUUCGGGCGCGAUGACGUCACGCGCGCGGUGGGGCUGCGAGUGAGUGACGUCACCGGCGAGGGAGACAGCGGCCCGGGUUGUGUGCGAGGCGCGCUGCGGUGAGCGGUGGUGAGGACUCAUCAUCGUGCUGACACGGACGGACAGACGGACGGACGGAGCGGAGAUGAAGAUCUUCUGCCCGAUCUGCAAGUGGCUCGUGGUCAGCCUGCCCGCCCUGGACGACCACAUGAAGCGGCACAGGGGGUGGACGGAGCCCGCUCUGUUCCGGUGCCCCCACUGCCCGUUCAACACGGACAAGCUGAACGUGUUCAUCGGCCACCAGGCGACGCACGACGCGCGCGAGUCGCACAAGUGCGCCGAGUGCGGCAAGGUGUUCAUCGACGCCGAGGUCUUCCGCGAGCACCGGGCGGCGCACGCCCGGGAGAAGCCCUACAAGUGCACGAUGUGCGAGCUGGCGUUCAACCGCUCGGAGGAUCUUCACGAGCACCAAAAGACGCACGCCGGCAGCAAGCCCUACCACUGCACCGUCUGCGGCACGGAGUUCACGCGGUCGGAGCACCUCCGCAACCACCAGAGGAUCCACACGGGCGAGAAGCCCUACGGGUGCGCCACGUGCGGCAAGAGGUUCGCGCGGUCGGGAGCGCUCGUCAUCCACAACAGGAUCCACACGGGCGAGAAGCCGUACGUGUGCGCCGCGUGCGGCAAGGCGUUCACGGAGUCGGGGGCCCUGAGCGUGCACAGGAGGACCCACACGGGCGAGAGGCCCUACAGGUGCACGGUGUGCGCGAAGGCGUUCGCAGACCCGGGGACCCUCUCCACGCACAGCAGGAUCCACACGGGCGAGAGGCCGUACGCGUGCGCCACGUGCGGCAAGGCGUUCGCGCGGUCGGACACGCUCGUCAAUCACAAGAGGGUCCACACGGGCGAGAGGCCGUACGCGUGCGCCGUGUGCUGGAAGGCCUUCGCCGAAUCGGGUGCACUGAGCGCCCACAAGAAGAUCCACGCGAGGGAGAGGCCCUGCGACUGCGGCGAGGGCGGGGAGGCGUCGGCGCCGUCGGGCGGCCCCCCCGCCGCCGGAGGCGCGGACGCGGACGGAGGGAGCGUGACGAGGAGGAAGAAACGCCGGGCGCGCCCGGCCGGCGCGGGGGCGACGGCCGCCCUGCCGGAGCCGCUUGGGGGCGAGCGCGCGACUUUCCCCGGGGGGGGCGACGGCGAGCCCGGAGGACGCCGGGAAAAGCCGGCCAGCUUCGUCGAGACGCGCCCGGAGGUAAUGAAGGCGGAGAGUGGGGGCGGAGACGCUUCCGCGUCCUCGGCGACGGUGAAGGAGGAACGGGAAGGGGACGCCGGCGGCUUCGAGGCGUGGCCGGGGGUGAAGGUGGAGCCCGGUGGCGAGGCCGUUCCGUCCCGCCCCCCCUCCCAGCCGACCGUGAAGCGGGAGCCCGAAGACGGCCACGGGAGCCGGACGGAGCCGGGGGUCAAGCCCCUCUGUGCCGCGUGCCACAGUGCCGGGGGCACUUGCCCCGACAUUCUGCACCGAGAGACGCGAAGAAUGAACGACGGCGAAGUGACGAGGAUCCGCUGCCCGGUGUGCGACUGGGUGGUGGUCAGCCCGCCGGCGCUGGAGGACCACAUGAAGCGCCACCGGGGCCGCACCGAGCCCCUGAUGUACCAGUGCCCGCACUGCCCGUACCGGACGGACAAGCCGUUCACCCUGAUGAGCCACCAGCGAACGCACGGCGGCGAGAGGCGCUACAAGUGCCGCGUGUGCGGGGACGAGUUCGCCGAGCCGGAGGACUUCCGCGCGCACCAGCGGGUCCACGUGGAGGAGAGGCCACACCGAUGCCCCGUGUGCAAGAAGGCCUUCGCCCAGCCGGACGCUCUCCGGUCGCACCAGAGGGUGCACGCGGGCGAGAAGCCGUACAGGUGCGACGUAUGCGGCAUGGACUUCACCCGCGUCGACCACUUCCGCAGCCACCAGAUAAUCCACACGGACGAGAGGCCCUACCGGUGCACGGCGUGCGGGAAGAACUUCACGCGGUCGGACUACCUGCGCAGCCACCGCAGGACCCACACGGGCGAGAAGCCCUUCCGCUGCGCCACCUGCGGCAAGGCCUUCGCCCACCCGGGCACCCUCUCGACGCACACGAGGAUCCACACGGGCGAGAAGCCGUACAGGUGCGACGUGUGCGGCAAGGCGUUCACGAACCCUGGGGGCUUUUACAUCCACAAGCGGAUCCACACGGGCGAGAGGCCGUACGCAUGCGCCGUCUGCGGCAAGGCGUUCGUGUGCGCGGGGGCCCUGAACACCCACCGGAUGGUGCACACGGGCGAGAAGCCCUACAAGUGCGACGCGUGCGACAUGGCCUUCCAGCGGUCGGGGGCCCUGAGCACGCACCGGAGGACGCACACGGGCGAGAGGCCGUACGCGUGCGGCGCGUGCGGCAGGGCGUUCGCGGACCCCAGGGCCCUUCGCGCGCACGACAGGGUCCACACGGGCGAGAGGCCCUACGGGUGCACGGUGUGCAGGAGGACGUUCACGCAGCGACGGGCCCUCGCGGUCCACCGGAGGACGCACACGGGCGAGAGGCCGCACGCGUGCGGCGCGUGCGGCCGUUCGUUCGCGCAACGGAGAUCCCUCGUCGUGCACCAGAAGGUCCACGGCGCGACGGCCGCGGGGAAGGGGCCCCGCGGCGAGGGCGGCGGGGAGGCGUCGGCGCCGUCGGGCGGCCCCCCCGCCGCCGGAGGCGCGGACGCGGACGGAGGGAGCGUGACGAGGAGGAAGAAACGCCGGGCGCGCCCGGCCGGCGCAGGGGCGACGGCCGCCCUGCCGGAGCCGCCUGGGGGCGAGCGCGCGACUUUCCCCGGGGGGGCGACGGCGAGCCCUGACGGCGAGAGUCCGGCGGCGAGCCCUCCUCCUGCGCCCGCCGCGUCGGAGGGAGGACGCCGGGAAAAGCCGGCCAGCUUCGUCGAGACGCGCCCGGAGGUAAUGAAGGCGGAGAGCGGGGGCGGAGACGCUUCCGCGUCCUCGGCGACGGUGAAGGAGGAACGGGAAGGGGACGCCGGCGGCUUCGAGGCGUGGCCGGGGGUGAAGGUGGAGCCCGGUGGCGAGGCCGUUCCGUCCCGCCCCCCCUCCCAGCCGACCGUGAAGCGGGAACCCGAAGACGGCCACGGGAGCCGGACGGAGCCGGGGGUCAAGGUGGAACACGGAGGUCAGGACUCCUCCGUCUCCCUGUUGAGAGUGAAGCAGGAACCGGAGGAAAUCCUCAACAUGACGUCAAACACCUCCUUGCCGUCGGUCGGCAUGCGUGACGUCACAUUGCCGUCGGCGUACACGAGCCGUGACGUCAGAACGCUCGCCGUAGCGAGCCGUGACCACAGAAUGCUCGUCGUAGCGAGCAGUGACGUCACCGGCGUGCGCCGUUUCGCUGUGGCGCGAGGCGGGAGAGCGGUGGCGCAGCUGUUGCGGCACCGACCGAAGUCGCCUCGAGAGCUCCCCGGGACCCGGUUCGACUCCCCCCGCCCGCCUGCGUGCCCGCGCCAAGGGGCAGCCAAAAUGAACGAAGACGAAGAGGAGGAAGACACGAAGAUCUUCUGCCCGGUCUGCAACUGGGUGGUGGUCAGCCUGCCCGCGCUGGAGGACCACAUGAAGCGCCACAAGGGCUGGACGGAGCCCGCGCUGUUCCGGUGCCCCCACUGCACGUACAGCACGGACAAGGCGGUCGCCCUCAUCAACCACCAGAGGACGCACACGGGCGAGAAACCCUACGAGUGCAAGGUGUGCGGCGAGGCGUUCUCCGUGUUGGAGGACUUCCGCGUCCACCAGAGGGCGCACGCGGACGAGAAGCGCCACGUGUGCGCCGUGUGCGGCGACGCCUUCUCCUACGCGGAGGCGCUCGGCACGCACCAGCGGGUGCACGUCAGCGAGAAGCCUUACCAGUGCAGCGUGUGCGGCGCGGAGUUCACGCGCACCAACCACCUCCGCAGCCACAACCGGGUGCACACGAAGGAGAGGCCGUACCGGUGCUCGGCGUGCGGCAAGUCGUUCGCCCGCUCCGACAACCUCGUCACCCACCAGCGGGUGCACACGGGCGAGAGGCCCUACCGGUGCGGCGUUUGCGGCAAGGCGUUCACGCAGUCCGGCACGCUCGUCGUGCACGCCCGGAUCCACGCGGGCGACGGCAGGCCGCGGAGGGGGGGCCUCGAGGGGGGCGGAGGCGCGAAGGUGAAGGCGGCGAAGGCGGAGGCAACCGCGUCCGUGGCGGAUGGAGGAGGCCCCGACUCGGGGCCGAAUGCGGAGCGCGACGGCCGGCCCACCGUGAAGGGGGAAGCUGAGGAGGAAGAGGAUGAGGAGGAGGAGGAGGAAGAGGAGGAGGAGGAAGAGGAGGAUGAGGAAGUCGUCAAAGCAGACGUUCCUGCACCAGUCCCGGCGCCAGUUCCGGCGCCUUCCGUCGCUCCGUCCGUCGUGAAGCAGGAAACCGAAGAGAGCCCUCGGCUGUGAGACACGGCCAGUAGUCAAGGCAGAAUCGGAAGGCGCAAGGCCUUCCCAUAGCCCCAAUCCAUCGUGAAGUGGGAACCCCAAAGAGAGCCCUCAGCUGAGACGAGGGCCGCUUCGAAGGUACAGCCAUUCAACUACAAAACUCUGUUCAUUGUUACCGGGCGUGAGACCUACGUAGCUCCUCUUCGGAAGGGACCCUGGCUAUUGCGAAUGACAGCAGCUCAACGAAGUGGACGAUGUCAUCGUCGUCGCGUGGAAAUGUACAGUGGGGGCCGAAGACGUCGAUUCUCAAUGUGAAAAGGCAAAAAGUCUGGCGGACCUGGAGAAAAAUCCACGGCCACCACGGGGAGAGAGAGACGCAGACUCCAAAUAUACAACAGGCGGCAGGGUUUGGGAUCGAACCCACGGCCUCCUGUACAUCCCGCCACUCUGAGAUGUAUCAUCAGCCGCCUACCACCCCCCCGCCCCCAUCACCAUGCGUGGAUUUUUCUCAGGUUUUUUUCCCCUCCACAUUUAGAAUCAACAUCACUACGCGUGUACAGUAUUUGGCUGCUGCUAUACAUUUUCACGUGCUGAUAUCAGCCACUUCGUUGAGCUGCUAUCAUUUGUGAUGGCCAGGUCGCUGUGACAAAAACAGCUACAUAUCUCAGUGGUUGGCCUUACCUGAUAAAAUGUAAACAGUUUAGUCUUAGAUAUUUCCUGACCUAUUGCUACCAUUGCUUAUAUUUCGGAAAAGACUUAAGAACGGGCAAUUAAGUAGAAAUAAAUAACGGCUAUGCUUUUCUUUAAAAAAAAA